CGCCGGGCACCAGCUCUGCCCAGGUGCCCGAGGGCACUAGGAUAAAGUCAAAGCUGCUCACACGGGAGGCCGGUGGACUCAGUCUCAGGCACCAGCAUCAUGCCUAUGACACUGGGUUACUGGGACAUCCGUGGGCUAGCUCACGCUAUUCGGCUGCUUCUAGAAUACACAGGCUCAAGCUAUGAGGAGAAGAGAUACACCAUGGGAGAUGCUCCUGACUAUGACCGAAGCCAGUGGCUGAGUGAGAAGUUCAAACUGGGCCUGGACUUCCCCAAUUUGCCUUACUUAAUUGAUGGGUCACACAAGAUCACGCAGAGCAAUGCCAUCCUGCGAUACAUUGCCCGCAAGCACAACAUGUGUGGGGAGACAGAGGAAGAGAAGAUUCGAGUGGACAUUUUGGAGAACCAGGCUAUGGAUGUCUCCAAUCAGCUGGCUCGAGUCUGUUACAGCCCAGACUUUGAGAAACUGAAGGUGGAAUACUUGGAGCAGCUCCCUGGAAUGGUGAAACUCUUCUCACAGUUCCUGGGCCAGCGGACAUGGUUUGUUGGUGAAAAGAUUACUUUUGUAGAUUUCCUGGCUUAUGAUAUCUUGGACCUGCACCUUAUAUUCGAACCCACAUGCCUGGACGGUUUCCCAAACCUGAAGGACUUUGUGACCCGCUUUGAGGGACUGAAGAGGAUCUCUGCUUACAUGAAGACCAGCCGCUUCCUCCGAACACCCCUAUAUACAAGGGUGGCCACUUGGGGCAAUAAGUAGAGCCUUGACUGGAUGGCCACCUUUGUCUUGAGAUCCCCAAGGCAAAGCCAUUGUCAGGAUCUGUACCGGGCCUGGUGCUUCUCCACACCCUCUCCGAGCCUCUCUGAGCCUCUCCCACUCAGAUUUAAAAUACAGUUGCUUUGGGUAAACGGUGCUGCCACCAAGAGUCAAAGGCCAUUGAACAAAAACCACACCAGUCAUGAACAAUCCUCUUUUGAGUUGUUGGUUGUCCAAAAGACUCCCAGAACAUUCCAGGCUAUUGCUUCCUCCGAGAAGUGGGAGACAAGCCUGUAUUGCUGAAGACACUGUGUGCUUCAGACAGGACCCAGAGGCUCUUAAGCUGGAUCUGACUUGAAACCCUUCUCCUGGAGGACUAACAUUCAUGGUGCCAAAGGAGGGAGGCAACCCGUAACCCUUCUUAACUAUCAUGCCUAUGAACCACAGCAAUGACCAGCAUGUCACAAUAACCCUUACUUUGAUGGUGACCAACAGUUCCUGAGUUGGACUUAAGGCUUGCUGAACAAGAGGAAAAACCUGCCUGGAAUAGGGCACCUAGCCAACUGCCCAGGGCUAGUGAAGCCAUAGAUCUUAGAGGAGAGCACACAGCUACCACUUUGCUAAACCAGCCUAAUCCUGAAAUACAUUCCAACGACUUGUCCUUAUAGCUACAGAUCAGUGUAGAUGGAGAGCAUUACAGAAAACCAUAACCAACCUAUGGAACCUAGUCCCAGCUGAUAGCAUCUUCAGCUCAACUCCUACCUAAGGCUCAGCGAUCACUCCAGAAGAGUGGGUGAAAGACUGCUAAGGGCCAGAGGACCAAGGAGUUUGCUGUGAGACUGUGUCUGUAGGAAUGUCAGAAGUCUCAUGAAGUCUCACCACCAUGGCUGCCUAAACAUGAGCUGAACAAGGACAACACCAACAGAGACAUAAAGUGGGCGGUGGGAAAGCUCAUGAGGCCUCACCCAACUCUAGACAAAGAACUACAGGUGACUAAGGAAUGCUGGGAGCGGCAGACGCAGUCUUCUCCAGGGAAGAACUCUCUUGUUAGUUGCCCAAUACCAAUGAUCAGCCCUGAAAACAUACAUACAACUGACAUGUAGACUAAAUAAGUUGUAUUUGUGUGUUUGGAAUAUAUAAUAUAUACA
Messenger RNA from Mus caroli (Ryukyu mouse), 1901 nucleotides. It is a transcript of the gene Gstm4, whose product is annotated as glutathione S-transferase mu 4. Gene Ontology annotation, molecular function: glutathione transferase activity. Lineage: Eukaryota; Metazoa; Chordata; Mammalia; Rodentia; Muridae. The record is from RefSeq and is a predicted model, not a curated record. Gene Ontology annotation, biological process: glutathione metabolic process.